AAAGGCGUCAGGGGGUCCGCGGGAGCCCGGCGCGAGAUGAGUUUAGAGUCCCUGUUUCGGCACAUCAUCUUCUCGGAGCAUCAGGCCGAGGAGGGUCGCCGCGUGAUCCGAGAAGUAAGGUCGGAGAUAAACAGAUGUCGUGAAGAAAUGAAGAAAGCAGCCGAGCUGCUGAACGAGGAGAAAGCCAAGUUGGAAUCUAAGGUUCAGCAGUUUUCUGAAAAAGCCUUCCUCUUACAGCUUUGGAAAAUUCAUGAAAAUGCCUUAGAAAGACAAUGUAGUGAAAUUACAAACCAGAGGAAUAUGCUUCUCGAAACCUUUGGGGCUACAAAGAAAAAGGUGACCGAGGAGGAAGAAAAAUUUAUUAAGGAAAUUGCAGACUUCAAUAAUGAGUAUGAAGUAACAAAGAAAAGAAAGCUUUUGAUGAAAGAAAAUGCCAAGAUUGAAAUAUCUGCCUUAGAAAACCAGGCAAACAUUUUGAAGAGGGAAAUGAAAUCGAUGGACCAUGAUAGUGGCCAGUUAUGUGAACUUCAAAAACAAAAGAGUGAAUUAGUACAAGAAUUACUUACUGUGCAGAGAAAACUUAAAGUUUUUGAAGAUAAAAAGAUUGAAGCCAUUUGUACUACCAAAUACCUAGAGGCAGAAAAAGUAAAGAUCAAUGAAAAGCCUCAAAAUGAUGCUGAGUGCUUAAGACUUAAAAAAGAAUUAGAACUUUAUAAGGAAGAUGACAUGCAAAGUGCCUGGGAAGCUCUCCAAACAGAAAUAGAAGUUUUGGAGUUGACAUUGGCACAGAAGGAUCUUCAGGAAAAUAAAUAACUUGUGGAGAGCUGACCAAAGCUAUCCAAAGUUUGAUGAAAGCAUCUUAAAAUCAAAUCUUUGUGAUAGAUACACGAACAAUACCCAUUACAACAGAUUUUUGUGGAAAACGUGAGGUUCAGAAUGUUCAAAGUUGUUGCUACCUAGAAUUAGUAUAUUAGCACUUUAAAAAUGUAAUUUUUUGUCUUGUUACUUGCUGGAACUUUAAAGCUCUUUAUAGGGUUUGAUUUUGUUUCUAAAGGAAGAAAAAAGGACAGGUGGAUACUGUGUUCUCGGGUUUCUUAUCUCCCCUGACCCUUAAGCUGAUCUGUACUUUCUGAUGUUGUUCAUUUUUUGUUGCAGUUUACCUUGGGUCCAAUCAAACACUGGGAGAGAGAAAUGAUCAGAUUAUUGACUCAAUUUUGUCCCUGCCAUUUCCACCCACAAAGAUGUUCACUUUCAUUUUAAU
Messenger RNA from Lontra canadensis (Northern American river otter), 1261 nucleotides. RefSeq names its product coiled-coil domain containing 172 (gene CCDC172). Gene Ontology annotation, cellular component: cytoplasm. The record is from RefSeq and is a predicted model, not a curated record. NCBI's taxonomy places the organism in Eukaryota, Metazoa, Chordata, Mammalia, Carnivora, Mustelidae. The transcript has 8 exons. Bases 37 to 813 code for a protein of 258 amino acids.